CCCGAAAGAUUUAAGUUUAAUCAUUGCUGUCUGUGUGUACGAGAACAUGAAUGCAGAGGACCAUGGAUGUCAAAAGUGGGCAUCAAAUCCCGGAGGAGGAGUUACAAGGUGGUUGUGAGUCCUUGAACCUUAGUGCUGGGUCCUCUGCCAGAACAGUGAGUGCGUGCUCUGAGCUGCUCAGUCACCUUUCUGCUGCAAGACCAAGGAACUUAAAUACAGGGAGGAAGCUUGUGGCUGUGGUGGGUUUUGUUUGUUUCGUUUCUGUUUUGAUUGUUUUGUUUGUGAGGUGGCAUCUCACUAUAUGUAGCUCUGGCUGGCUUGGAACUCUCAGAGUACUGGGGUCAAAGGUGUGUGCCACCACACCUGGGGCUGUGGUAGUGUUUAGAGAUGUGAUUGAGGGAGUACGUAGAAAUUACAUUUCUGUCACUAAUCCAUGAGCAACUCACAGUAUUGUUUGACGCCUUGGGGCUUUUGCUCCACUCUCAACUGUCUCUGUUUUUAACGAUGAAAAUAUCUGCACACGCGCUGCCCCUGCCAAAACGUACAUCCAAGCACAAUACAAAGUAGCAGGGGAGUGCGUGUUUGGAGUUAAGAGACAUAUGGCAGCAUGCUGAGGGUACCACACAACUGCUAGUAUCCAGUGGAGGUGGCUAACACUUGAGUCCUGAGUGCACAGUGGGAAGUAAAUGAAAUUAAGUCGUAUUUCAGGCAGUGGAUGUCCUUCAGUCAGCAGCAUGCUCACUCAAAGCUCUGUGGUCUAUCCCCAGCCCCACUUAGAGCCGGUCUGGUGGUGUAUAUCUUUAACCCCAACAUUCAAGAGGCAGAGGCAGGAGAAUCAGAAGUCCAAGACUGUUCUGAGCUACACAUUGAGUAUCCCACUCCUGGGUAUCAACUUCAAGGAGUGUCUUCAACAUUUAAGACCAUCUCAAAAACAAAGAAAGAAAAGAAAAAAGAAAAGAGAGGGAAAAAUGCAUUUCAGCAAAACAUGUACUAUGUCUUCCAAACUCUCUUCCUAAGGGAGAAAAUGAUUUAAAAAAAAAAACCUUUGAAUUUUGCAAAAUCUUUAGGAACAGCUCACCCAGGGAGUGCUCAUUUGAUGGUGUUAUCAUAAAGGGGAGAGAAAGAGAGAGAGAGAAAGAGAGAGAGAGAGAGAGAGAGAACAAACUCUUUUUGUAUCUUUGAGUUUCAUCUCAAAAUAUGCAUAGUUUUUUACAAAAAUAGGGACACAUUCUAUUUUAGUGUAGAUGUGGGUGUGUGUGUGCUGGGAAUCAAGCCCAAGGUCUUUACAAGAUAGCAAAUGUUCUUCUAUUGAGCUGCAGCCCCAGGCUAACUAGGGCCACAUUGAGAGACUCUCAUGUAACUCCUGCCUUUUUCAUUUCUUGGUGAAUUAGACACCUCCAUCCUCUGAGCACAGAUCCUUUUCAGCAUCUCUUCCAGUUCUGUUUGUAUAUAAUUACAGUUUGAUUCACAAUCAUCGAACGAUCUAGAUAGUUUCCCAUGUUUUACAAAUACAAAAAACAAAAAAACAAAAAACAAAAAAACAAAUACAGAUGACAAUAUGGCAUGUGUGCACUCACAAAUGUGCCAGUGUGCAUGUGGAAGUUAGAGGAUCACUUGUGGGAAAUGGUUCUCUUCUUCCACCAUGUGGAGGAUCAGGGCUGCUACUCAAGGCGUCAGGCUUGUUGGCAAGCACCGUCAUCCUCUGAACCACCUUCCAGCCCUGCUUUUGCUGGUGGUGGUGCUUUUUUUUUUUUUUUUUUUUUAAGAAGAAUCUACAUGGCCCUGGCUGUACUGGAACUCACUAUGCAAUCUAAGACGGCAUCAAAUUCACAGAGAUUCAAUGGUGUCUGCCUCCUGAGUGCUGGGAUUAAAAUUGAGCACACCACAGCAGGCUCCAGCUCUAGUUUUGAGAUUGGUCUUCAACUCUCUAUCCCAGGCUAGCCUAGAACUCACUGUGUAGCAGCCCAGGUUGGUAUCACACUCAUAGCAGUGACCCUGCCUCAGUCUCCCAAGUGCUGAGAUUAGAGAGAUUAGAGAUUACUCCCCCUCUAUGUGAGGGGCAGUCUCCCAUAGCCCAGAUCAGCCUUCACCUACUCCUGCUGCUCUACUUCUGAGCACUGGGAUCAAUUCUAUCCCCGUUCCUUUCCUUCCUGACCCCCCCAUGCCUCAGAAAUAGUUUUGUGUAUAUUUUAUGCAAAGUUAAAAUUAUCAUCAACAACAAAUUUUUACGAUUUUAUGUGCAUGAGUGUUUUGACUAUUAUAUGUAUGGAUGUGCACCAUAUGCAUGCAGCUAUGCAGUGUUCAUAAUCACGGUCAAAACAGAAAUAAAAUCAUACUGAGCAUGGUACCGUUCGCCUGUUAGGAGACAUUUCAUGAGUCUAACCAUCUCAGAAACAAGUUCCAUCUUGCUGGCAGGGCCAAAACUGAGUUCAUGUUCCCAGAUCCCAGAAUCAACUCCUAUCCUGCUUCUUCAGGUGUUUCAUGUCUGUGUGUUAACCAGUAAUGGAUAUAAAAAGGGGGUUUUGCCAUUAUCCCAUUAUCUAACUAAGGCAUGCAAAUAGUAAGUGUAUUUAUUUCCUGUCGUGAUUUAACGGACUACGUGCAGUUCCCUUAUCAUUCUAAAUGCCAGGUCAGAGUCCAGGAGGGGACUUGACUGCAAAAGCUGACUCAGGACAUUGAAACCAGGAUAAGGCACAACCACCAAUGUUAAACUUCCUUAACUCCUUGUGUCAAAAUAUGAUUAGUCACUGCAACAGCCCCUCCCCGCCCCCCUUUGUGUUCCCAUCCUGCAGUGCAGUCUCCCUUGGGGGACGAGGUUCAGAUCCAGAACUGGCUGCCCCAUACAGAAAAUGAAGCUUUCAUUUUGAAGCUUUUGUAUCUGAAGUGAGUUUACUUAGCUUCCUCCCCUCUCCAGAACCCAGUAAGCAGGGAGCUGAAACAGGAAGAUCAUUAGUUUGAAGCCAGCCUAGGCUUGACAAGACCCUGUCUCAAACCAACAAACAUGGGGUUAUUUGUGCCAGUGCUUCCAAAAGUAACUGUAGAGCCGAGAGGUUAAGGAAAAUGGUGGUAGUGGUAAUGUGUGUGUCUGGGUGGGUGUAACACGGGGAUCUCACUUUGUAGCCUUGACUGGACUGAGACUUUCUAAGUCUUCCAACUCCCAGGGAUCUCUGCUUGCUUCUACUUCUCACUAGCUUGAAUUAAAGGCGUGCACUACCACACCCAGAAAGGUGUGUGCUUCCAGUGCGGUUGAGAUUUGCUUUAACGCACAUAUUUUGUUGUUGAAAGUUUUAAUCAGUUACUCCAAAUCCGGGUUUUUAACAGCACAGGAAGAUGAAAGGGACCGUAACACAAACCAGACUGUUAACUUGGAAAAAACGGUCCCUACCCAACUAAUAAUGCGUACGUUUCCCAGAGUUCCUAGCAGCGCGGCUCAGAGGCAUUAUGGGAAUUGUAGUCCUACACCUCAGCGUCACAGCUCCGAGGACUCUGGGAACGGCCGCUCGCUCCACAAGGUGCACGCUUGCGCAAAAGCGCUAGCGCUCGCCCUUCCCCCACCUGCAGUCGCGAGUGGGUGACAAGAGCCCCCUUCUCCGCGAGCCUCGUGACCCGGAACCGCGAGUGGAGGCUAGACCCCUCCAGGAUGACCUGUCCUUUGGUGAAAAUGGGGUAUUGAAGCCUUCCACUGAGUGUGUGACGCUGUGCCUUUGUGCUUCUGUGCCUUCACCCCAACCCAGAAAAUGAUGGGGUCCCAGGAACUGUGUCAUUUCAGGGAUCCGUUUCAUUCACUGAUGUAACUGUGGACUUCACCCAGGAGGAGUGGGAGCAACUGGACCCCUCGCAGAGGAUUCUGUACAUGGAUGUAAUGCUGGAGAACUACAGCAACUUACUUUCAGUGGAAGUGUGGAAGGCUGAUGGCCAGGUGGAGAGGGACCCCAGAGACCUGCAGAGGCAGGUGGGGUCACUUACAACCAUCAAGAACCAACCACCAACUGAAGAAAGAGGCAGUCGUUUUGGAAAGACAUUAACUCUGAACACAGACUUUGUUUCAUUAAGACAAGUUCCCUAUAAAUAUGAUUUAUAUGAAAAAACUUUGAAGUACAAUUCAGACUUACUUAGCAGUAGAAACUGUGUAAGAAAGAAAGGAGACGGGUGUGGUGGAUUUGGGGAACCACUUCUGUACCUGAAGCAAGAGAAACCCCACGCUGGACUGGAAUACUCAGAAUAUAAUGGAAACGGAAGGGCUCUCAGCCAUAAGGAUGCCAUCUUUAAACAUCGGAAAAUUAAGAGCUUGGUUCAGCCUUUUGUCUGUAACUACUGUGACAAGACCUUCUCCUUCAAGUCGCUGCUCGUUAGCCACAAGCGGAUCCACACGGGCGAGAAGCCCUAUGAGUGUGAUGUGUGCCAGAAAACCUUCUCCCAUAAGGCCAACCUCAUCAAACAUCAGAGAAUUCACACCGGAGAGAAGCCCUUUGAAUGUCCCGAGUGUGGGAAGGCCUUUACCCACCAGUCAAACCUCAUCGUUCACCAGAGAGCGCACAUGGAGAAGAAGCCAUAUGGAUGCAGCGAGUGUGGGAAGACAUUCGCUCAGAAGUUUGAACUCACCACACACCAGAGGAUUCACACAGGAGAGCGGCCCUACGAGUGUAACGAAUGCGCAAAAACCUUCUUUAAGAAAUCAAACCUCAUCAUACAUCAGAAGAUUCACACGGGGGAGAAACGCUACGAGUGCAGCGAGUGCGGGAAGUCCUUCAUCCAGAACUCGCAGCUCAUCAUCCACAGGAGGACUCACACUGGGGAGAAGCCCUACGAGUGCACCGAGUGUGGCAAGACCUUCAGCCAGAGGUCAACGCUGAGGCUGCACCUGAGAAUCCACACGGGAGAGAAACCCUACGAGUGUGCGGAGUGUGGGAAAGCCUUCAGCAGGAAGUCUCGCCUCAGCGUCCACCAGAGGGUUCACAUGGCAUAGUCCUGAGGCUCAGGCAGGCUGCUGCAGAAAACCUGUCAGGCCAGAAUUCUUCAGUGAAGGGGGAAGCCCUCAUGAAGAUGCUGAAGGAACUUGGGAAAUUCUAUUGAGAUGUAAUCAAUCUCAAAAAAUUAAAAAAAAAAAAAGGAUACCUAAGAAUAUUAUACUGAGGGCUGGAGAGAUGGCUCGGCGGUUAAGAGCACUUCCGGAGGUCCUGAGUUCAGUUCCCAGCAACCACAUGGUGGCUCACAACCAUCUGUAAUGGGAUCCUAUGCCACCUUCUGGUGUCUGAAGAGAGAGACAGUGUACUCAUAUAAAAUAAAUAAUUUUUUAAAAAAAGAUUAUACUGAAAGUUAUAAUAUCCAGCUAAAGAGUACAUAUCCAAAUAUAUGUAUGUAUCUCAGUAUGUGUAUAUCCAGAUCAAUUGUAAAUAGACAUACCCAGCUCUGUUUCCAUGAGUGUUUUUGGCUUUUUGUGCUUCUGGGGAUCAAAUCUGGGGUCUUAUCUGUGCCAGACAAGAUGCUUUCUUUUUUUAAAACCACUGAUCUAUA
Mus musculus (house mouse) is the source of this 5514-nucleotide messenger RNA. RefSeq names its product zinc finger protein 1 (gene Zfp1). NCBI's taxonomy places the organism in Eukaryota, Metazoa, Chordata, Mammalia, Rodentia, Muridae. The record is from RefSeq and is a predicted model, not a curated record. Gene Ontology annotation, biological process: regulation of DNA-templated transcription. The coding region runs from base 3854 to 4966 and encodes 370 amino acids. The transcript has 5 exons. Gene Ontology annotation, cellular component: nucleus.